This is a messenger RNA of Cetraspora pellucida, 572 nucleotides long. Lineage: Eukaryota; Fungi; Glomeromycota; Glomeromycetes; Diversisporales; Gigasporaceae. The record is from the annotation of a GenBank genome assembly.
AUGAUAGCCUCAUUAGCGUCAGAAGUUCAAAAAAAAAUUGGCCAAGUUGAAUCUAGUAGAAUUCAUGAACCACUGCCACCGAAAUCUACAUUAGUAGAUCUGUAUCUUUAUCGAGAUAUUCCUUCAACCAAAAUUCCUGUUAAAGAUGUUGAUUAUAAUGAAGAUAAUAUUGGAAUUAUUAAGGAGGAUAAUAUUAAAGAAAUUGAACCUAAAAAUGAUCAUGAAAGAAAAAGUGAUACUGAAAAUAAAAAUGAAGGUGUUAAGGAUAGCGAUAUUAAAAUAGAUGAUAGAUUAAAAGUUACAAGUCAUGUAAUUGACUCUGUGGUUACGGUUUCCAAAAAUGGAACCGCUACAAUCUCUGAGACCGCUCAUGUUAUAAAAACCAAGGAAGAUUUUCCAGAAACUAAUACACCAAUGGAAAAUAGAUUGAGGCACAUUGGAAUUGGUGAAGAUCUCGGAAUGGGAGAUCGAGUUCGAGCUUAUGUUGACCAUUCUCACCUAAAAACUCGUGCAGGUCUAGUUCCUAAAGAUAUUAAAAGUCCAAAUCUUUAUCAAGAUCUUAAUCCUGACGA